AUGGCUAUGGCUUCCGCUACUUCCAUUACCAUUACAAGGGUGCCUCGAAAAGCAGAAUCUUCUCAACCCUCUCAUCACAUUGGCAACCCACCUACCUCCUUUACCAACCCAUGGCCAUCCUUUCACAAGCACUCACCUCUUGACCUCCUCAUAACAUCUCAACGCAACCGUGACUUCAAGCCAGUGCCAUCGCGCGACAAGUUAGUUGCUAUCCAGAAGCCAGACUGGGGUGCAGGCAAAGAGGGUCUGAAGGCCACAUGGAUCGGCCACGCAAGCUUCCUGGUCGAAACAUCGGCUUCAGAAGGUGCAGGAAGAGGAGUGAGGGUGCUGUUCGAUCCUGUGUUUUCCGAGAGGACGAGUCCAGUGACGUGGGCUGGACCGAAGCGCUACACUCCCACCCCUUGCACGCUUGAUGAGUUGCCUGAUGUCGAUUUGGUCGUCAUCUCUCACGAUCAUUAUGAUCACAUGGAUUCAGAUACCCUUUUGAAGAUUUAUGCAAGCAGGAAAGGGAAUGUGCAUUUUUUGGUAGCACUAGGGAACGCUUCUAGACUUCGGGGCUUUGGCAUUGGUGGCGCCGAGGUUACCGAAUUAGAUUGGUGGGAAGGCGUCCAGGUUGAUGUACCAGGCAUGGGCUCAGUGACUAUGACCUGUACGCCCUCCCAACACUUUUCCGGCAGAGGUAUAUGGGACCAGGCAUCUACACUUUGGUGUUCCUGGGUCUUGGACGCUGGAGCUUUCAGCAACUCUUCAGCAACCACUCAAGCUAGCACCUCCAGAAAGGUCUUUUUUGCUGGCGACACUGGCUACCGGUAUGUGCCCAAAGAAGCAAAAGAGUUGGACAGGCCAUCUUGCCCGGCAUUCAAGGAAAUAGGGGAAGUAUUUGGCCCUUUCGAUCUCAGCAUGUUACCAAUUGGACUUUACUCCCCUAGACAUUUGAUGUCUCCCAUACAUUGCAACCCUGAGGAUAGCCUUUGCUUGCACAAGGAUUUGAAGAGCAGAAAAUCCAUUGGCAUGCACUACGGAACUGUUAGAGGCGGAAUCAGCCAGUACUUCGAGGAAGUCACGGAGCCCCCAAGGCGGUUCAGAGAGGCGUGCGAGAAGGAUGGCAAAGUUUGGGGAGAGGAGCUCGGGUUAUUGAAUGUUGGAGAAACACUUGUCAUGCCCUGA
Letharia lupina is the source of this 1167-nucleotide messenger RNA. RefSeq lists its product as uncharacterized. Gene Ontology annotation, molecular function: N-acylphosphatidylethanolamine-specific phospholipase D activity; zinc ion binding. The record is from RefSeq and is a predicted model, not a curated record. Bases 1 to 1167 code for a protein of 388 amino acids. Gene Ontology annotation, biological process: N-acylethanolamine metabolic process; N-acylphosphatidylethanolamine metabolic process. The transcript has a single exon. Lineage: Eukaryota; Fungi; Ascomycota; Lecanoromycetes; Lecanorales; Parmeliaceae. Gene Ontology annotation, cellular component: membrane-bounded organelle; cytoplasm.